Habropoda laboriosa is the source of this 816-nucleotide messenger RNA. RefSeq lists its product as uncharacterized. NCBI's taxonomy places the organism in Eukaryota, Metazoa, Arthropoda, Insecta, Hymenoptera, Apidae. The record is from RefSeq and is a predicted model, not a curated record.
AUGACAACAAUUGAUGAUAAGUCUAUAAUUGAAAAAAGUGUUUGUCCUCCUUCCAGUGAAACAAACUUCUAUGUUCCCCAACAGUUAAUAGAAGCAAAUGAAUUAUUAAAGUCAAUUGAUAGAAGAUUGGAAGAUUGUGCUUUAGAAUGGCAAGCAGAAAUUUCGCAUAAGCAAUGGAAAGUUUUUAAUUCUAAAGUCAUUGGAAGAACUGUAUCUGAACAAUCCCUAUUAGCACGAACAUAUUUUACAGAGAAAAAUCUUGAUGAAGCCUUUCAACAUUUACUUUCUUGUAAUAAAAUUUUUUCAGAAUAUUUAAAAAAUUUCAUUGAUCUUUUAUGCCGUAAAAUAUCUACUUCAAAAGUCAAAGAAGCAUUUGAUGUACAAAAUCAAUGUUGUAACAUAAAAGAAAAUUGCAAAAUAUUAAGUAGUACUAAUACAGAACCAAUGCAGUCUUCUUCAGUGAACCACGGACAUUUAGAAGGAAAAGAAACUCAAGAUUAUAUUAAUAAUACAUUAACAGUUCAAAAUUCAUUCAUGGAUGUAAUAAAAGCUAAAGUUAAUUUUGAUACUAAAUUUUUAGGAUUUGAAGCUAUAUUACAUAAAGCUACAUCUGCAUAUUUUAAAAAUACAAAUGAUAAAAAUAAAAAAUCGAAGAAUAUGACUGGCAAUCAAAGACGUCGCACAGUUAUAAGAACUAAACGUUUAACUAGAUCUUCAAAAGCAAUAUCUAGAAAAAAAAAUAAGGAGAAAUCACCCAUAAUAAUUGGCGAUGUUGGCGAUCAGUCAUUAUUUGGUAGUACUGCAAGUUUUUGCUAA